AACUGCCGGCAGACUGGCUGGGUGGCGCAUGCGCCCGGGGGUGCUUUUUUGGGCAUGCGUGGAAGCGUUCUCGUGAAUGGCGGGGGAAUAGCAGCAGAGGAACAAGGGAGAGAGAAAAAAAGAAAGACUGGAGUGGGGGUGGAUAGGAGCAAGGAAGGGGGAAACGGGGGCAGUUCUGUGUUGGAGGGGUUCGUGCAUAACUGGGCCGGGGUGGGGUGGGGUCCAGUACCACUACUACCACCAUUAUCACCACCACCACCACCCCCCCCAGCAAUGGAGGACGAGAGCAUCCCCCUGGUAACCUCAGCGCCCAAAUACACAAAGAAACCACGUUUUGAUGUGUCCCUAGUGCAUCUGACGCAACAAUUUAUGCAACUUGUGAAUGAGGCACCUGAUGGUGUCCUUGACAUGAACGAUAUUGCAAAGAUGCUUGGGGUGCGAAAGAGAAGGGUUUACGAUAUCACCAAUGUACUUGAUGGGAUUCGUCUUGUGAGAAAAAAAUCCAAAAAUUUAAUUGAAUGGAUAGGCAAGAAUCCACAAGAAAAACUAGCAUAUGAAGCCCAGUCUCGCAAAUUAAGAAAAGAACUGGCAGACCUGACAAAAGUAGAAAAUUCACUAGAUGAUUUAAUCAAAGACUGUGCUCAUCAGUUAUACACAUUAACGGAAGAUCAAGAAACUGCAAGACUAGCAUAUGUAACCUACCAAGACAUACACAGCCUGCAAGCCUUCAAAGAACAAAUUGUGAUUGCAAUCAAAGCUCCCCAAGAAACCAAAUUGGAGGUACCUAUUCCUAAAGAGGAAACUAUCCAGGUUCACUUAAAAAGUACUGAAGGACCAAUUGAUGUCUUUGUAUGCGAGGUGAAAAACCUGGAAGAACCUUUUAAAAAGGGUACAGACGACAAAUCCAACGAUAAUAAAGGGAUCUCUGCAGCUACAGAUUAUACAGUGACAAUACCACCUGAGGAAGGUGAAGAUGCUUUAUGUGUAUCUUAUUGGAUGCAGUGAACAACAUUUUUACUUCAUAUUGUUGCAUGUUAAAAAUUUGAUUGGUAAGUUUUUUGGUGAUGAUAGAAAACUUACUUAGAAAUUGCCAUGUAUAUUUUAUGAAUUUUGAUGAAGUCAAAUGUAGAAGACUAGAUGAUACUAUAACUGUAGAUUUUAUAGUUCAUAUAUAAAGAAUAAGAAUCUGCAAAAUCUAACAAUGCAUUUCUCUUUAGUAUUGCCGUUUUAAACAACACAGUGCAACUUCAUAAUUCAUAACUGUAUCUUGUUUGUUCUGGGAGUGACAGGUUGAUUCCAGUGGGACGUAGGUUUGAACCCAAUCCAUGUGGUUUGUGGUAACACUUUCUCCUGUGCUGUUUACCUCAGUUACAAUUUAAUUCAUGCUACAACAAACAGUUUCUUUAAGAAAAUGUUGAAAAUUUGGAUUUUCAUUCAGCAUGCUAAUUGACCUUACUACAGUUCAGGAAUCUUGUGGAAUAUAUCUUACUUUCCCUAAGCUGAGUCUCAGUAGAAUAUAAUGAUUUUGUUUUGCUUUCAUAUGUUUGUAUACAUGUUAAUAGCUUUCUUGCUUAAAUGAUUAUGUGUGAAUUGAGGUAGAGUGAGUUGAGAGACCAUUUGAUUAUGUCAUCAUAGCUGGCAUCUCAGUCAUGUUGAAUGCUCUCCUUCCUCAACUUCUGCGAUUCCAGCAAGAAUCAGUGAGUAAUGAUUAGGAGUUCAAACAGCUCUGAACAUGUAAUUGGUUUCCAGUUAAAAAUUCUAUGCUCAAGUUAUUUUGAGUAUUUUUUAUUUUAAGCCUCAUCUUGUGUAUCAUAUUUAGGGCAAUAACAUUAAACUAUUUGAUCUUCA
Molecule: messenger RNA, 1848 nt
Organism: Chiloscyllium plagiosum (whitespotted bambooshark)
Lineage: Eukaryota; Metazoa; Chordata; Chondrichthyes; Orectolobiformes; Hemiscylliidae
Source: RefSeq, a predicted model, not a curated record